AUGGGCAGUGCAAUCGUGGAUAUCGGUGCCGGGACUCAUCCCUAUCGAACGCCGAUCCCGGUUUGCAAGGCUUUAACUAUUAAAGAAUUCGUUGUGACGAGGGUUUCAUCUUCAGUCAAAGUUCGAGCCUCGCUGAAGCCAAGCCACUUGAAACUCCACCUUGUCGCCAAGAAUGCUUCGGGUCCAGCUGCUCUCGGCUCCAAUGCGAAUUAUUCGACGGUGUGCCGACACACUGAGCAGAGAUGUCAUGGGGCCAUAGUGCAAUGUGAUGUGACCGUCCGGUGCAACCGCGGAGGCGACCACGGCAUCUGCGGGACUGGCCGUGAUGCCACGAUCAAGAAAUGUACAAUGUGCGGCCACGAAACUCGUACUUACCAGAACCCACGCUGCCCUAGGCGUCAUAACAUUGCCCGGUGCAACAUCAACCACGACGACGACUGA
Molecule: messenger RNA, 441 nt
Organism: Puccinia graminis f. sp. tritici CRL 75-36-700-3
Lineage: Eukaryota; Fungi; Basidiomycota; Pucciniomycetes; Pucciniales; Pucciniaceae
Exons: 2
Coding region: 1-441 (146 amino acids)
Source: RefSeq, a predicted model, not a curated record